CACACACACACACACACACACACACACCUGUAUCCCCGAGCAGGCGCAGUGGCAGUGCAUGCUCGCCUUUCUUCGCUCUUCGCUUAGAAGGAAGGAUAGAAGAAAGAAGGGAAAAAAUCUCAUCUUCAAAGAAGUAUUUUCAAACCAAAAUGGUGAAAAAGAGCGCUGUGUGAACGCUAUUUUCUUAAAGGAUAAAGCAGUUUGGAAAUGACUCAGUCAGAAGCGAUGCGGUUCCCAAACGACGGACCCCCCAGAAAAAGGGGCUUUCAAUUUUUCUUUUUUUAAAAAAUGUCAUCAUUUGCUGUGCACUUUUUUUCCUAACUAUCGGAUUGCAGCUAUUUUUUGGUGAAUCGAUUUGAAAUCACAUCGUCACACCGAUGGAUUGUUUCCACUGCAGCUCGGCAGAGGGGGUUAGAUGCAGCACCGAGCGUUUUCUUCAGAAAUGCUGAAAAAGCGGCGGAGUGCCGAGAAGGAGACGAUAGAAGGAGCAGAAUGGAGUGUGAGGAUGUGAGAAUUGCGGAUUAAUUCGUUCCCCCCCUCCUCCAUCACCUUUUUUUCUCUUCUCGGUUCUUUUCCGUUCUUUCUAUAUGUCUUUAUUUGUCCUCUCCGUGGCGAUGCAUUGGGAUUUCAGAACCAAGGGAGAACGGACAGCUCCCUUCAUUCCUUUCCUUCUUUGAGGACUAACAACAUCAAGACUAAAGGAGAAUAUUUUUUUUUUGUUUGGUGGAAAAAAUGCACAAGGUCACUUAUCUGCCUGCCGAUCUACAUGUCUAUCAGUUCGAGUCUGGAGGCACGCAACGUCGUCCAUGAUCUGAUCGUUUUCAUGUCUCGGAUAGCGGGGAUGAAUCGUCGGGAGUGAAAAAAUGCUGCUGUGGAUCGUGUUGCUGAAGGCGGCUCUUUGUGCAGCUCUUGGGAACGGGACAAGCGAUGUGUGCAAGGAGGAGAUCUGCUCGUGCAGUGCCAUAGAAGGCGAUUUGCACAUCGACUGCGAAAAGCGCGGUUUUAGCAACCUGCAGCACUUGACUGGCCCGAGCUCGCAGUUUUAUCACUUGCUGCUGCACGGGAAUUCCCUGUCCAGACUGUUUCCCAACGAGUUCGCCAACUUCUACAAUGCGGUCAGCUUGCAUUUGGAGAACAACGGCUUGCACGACAUUGUCCCCGGUGCCUUUCUCGGCCUGCAGCUGGUCAAGCGUCUGCAUAUAAACAACAACAAGAUUCGGUCGUUUAAAAAGAACACUUUUCUUGGUUUGGAUGAUUUGGAGUAUCUCCAAGCUGAUUUUAACCUUCUAAGAGACAUUGAUCCAGCUGUUUUCAGGGACUUGAGUAAACUAGAGGUCUUAAUUUUAAACGAUAACCUAAUUAGUGCACUUCCCACCAACAUUUUCCAGCACGUUCCCAUAACGCAUCUUGACCUGCGUGGGAACCGGAUAAAGACUUUGCCUUACGAAGGGGUGUUGGAACAAAUUCCAGGCAUCGUGGAGGUUUUGUUGGAGGACAAUCCCUGGGACUGCAACUGUGACCUUCUUUCCUUAAAGCAGUGGCUUGAAAACAUCCCUCAGCGGGCGCUCGUUGGCCGGGUUGUUUGUGAAGCGCCUGCGCGUCUCCAGGGCAAUGAACUCAACGAGACAGCCGAGUCUGAACUGUGUCCUUCCAAAGAUGGCGCCGAUUCCAGUUUGGCCGCACCACCGACUCAGGAGGAGACCCCAGAGCUGGAUUCUCCUCCUUCUCCGACAUCCACGACCUCCAAAAUCAUCGGGGCGACAGAGAAAAGUGCUCCAAACAACAAAGGUCGUCCCAAAGCGAGAGAAAACUGGCAGCUAAAGAUGCCGACAGCAAUAGCAUCAGACACGAGUGAUGUUACGUGUCCACAAACGUGUGUGUGCAAACUGAUCGGCUUUAGUCAAGGUCUCGGGGUGAAUUGCGAAGGUAAAAAACUGGAGAGCGUGCUCAACCUGAGACCCAAACCUUUCAGUGCGCACGAGUUAAAUCUGCGCGAUAACAAUAUUCAUGCAGUGAAAAGGAACCAGUUUCGGGCUUAUACAAAUCUAAACCUGCUCGAUUUAGGCGGGAACAAUAUAAAAACCAUUGAGAACGGCACCUUCCAAAACUUGAGCGAGUUGCGUUGGCUGUACAUGGACAAGAACUACCUGGAUACUGUCAUGGCGGAUAUGUUUGUGGGACUACAAAACUUGGAAUAUCUCAGUAUGGAAUAUAACGACAUUCACCUCAUUGUAGCCGGAGCCUUUAUUCCAACGCCUAACCUGCAGGUGCUGUUCCUAAACAACAACCUGUUAAAGUCACUGCCCGCUGACACCUUCCUGGGGGUCUCAUUGUCCAAAAUAAGCCUGCAUAACAAUUACUUUACCCAUCUCCCCUUGAGCGGGGUCCUCGAUCAGCUUAGCUCGAUUAUCCAAAUCGAUUUGCAUGGGAACCCAUGGGAUUGCACGUGCACCAUCGUGCCGCUGAAACAGUGGGCGGAGAAAAUGUCGCCCGAAGUCAUUGUGAGCGACCUGAAAUGCGAGUCGCCAGAGGAGUUUUGGAAGCAAGACUUCCGGCGCAUCCGGAUCGACCUGAUAUGCCCGGAACGUUAUGACCAGACCGCGCCGACUUCGCUGUCCAAAAACGGCACCGCCGGUACGGAUUCCGACUCAGGGACACGUCCUGGAUCUUACCCCGAACCGAGCCGAGUCUCCAUUUCAGUUCUGGUGCCCGGGUUGCUGCUCGUCUUUGUUACUUCUGCGUUCACUGUUGUCGGGAUGCUUGUUUUCGUCCUGCGCCACCGGAAACGCUCCAAACGGAGAGACGGGAACUCCUCAGCGUCCGAGAUCAACUCUUUGCAGACAGUUUGUGACUCAUCUUAUUGGCACGGUGCUGCUUAUCAUGCUGAUCACAGGAGCUACGACUGCGCUGCUCACUCGCUCUCCGAUAAAUAAGGCACUUAGACAUUCAUCAAAGCACUCGAGUGCAAGGCAAAAGAUGCAUCCCGGUGGCGCUUUCGUACUCGCUCUGUCGGGAAAUACCCUAUUUUUCUCUUCGUUUCGGUUCACUAUAAAUAUUCAUGAGCCACCGACAUGGAUGCUGGUGUAAAAUACGUACCUACAUUCUUUUCCUUUCCUUCCUUUCUUCCCUUCUCCCUCUGGCCCUCUCAAUCUCUCUCUGUCUCUCUCUCUCCCCCCUUUUUUCUGUCUUUCGGUGCCGCAAUCAUUCGGCUGCCAAACCCGAGGAAGUGGAAACGAUGGUGCACGAUGGGAUGAGGAGCGCAUGAAUGUAAUGUAAAUAGCGACUUGUAACAUAUCUGCAUGAUCCGAUCCGCAUGGUUUCGACUCCCAAGCGCUGGGAACCAGACCACAACACGCUGACUCCACAGUUCUUUAAUGAUCUUUAUAUAUAUAUAUAUAUAUAUAUAUAUAUAUAUAUAUAUAUAUAUAUAUAUAAAAACCAUAAAAUGAUUUAUAAAUAUAUUUAAAAAAGUGCCAUUUCUCGAUUUUUUGUGAGACUGAUGCAGUUUGGAUUAGUAUUUGUUGUUUUCUUUUAGAUCGAAAGGCAACACGACGGAGAACUAGAGUACUAGAGAUGUACUAAUGCAUGUAGGCUGCUUUUUUAGUUUGUUUCGUAUUUCUUUACUUUUGAACAUUAUUUAAAAUUUUCACCCCCUCCCGAGUGUAUUACGUGUCAUAUAAGCGAUGUGCCGGUUGCGUUCUCAUUUUCUUUUAUCCGAUGUAGCUAUAAAAUGUCACCACGAUCGCUUUCGUGCGAUCCUCGAACUAAACGACGGAAGGUUGGGAAGUUAUUUUUUGUUGUUUUGGUUUUUCUAACCACAUCUGUUUCUUUUUCGAUUUUCUGGUCUGUGUACUAUGGAAGUAGACUAGAUUUUAAUGAGGCCUAUGACUCACUUUUAUCUUUUAAUUCUUUGUGAGCUUUCGUAAAGCCGUUUAUCUAUCAUUCAAAAAACAGAACAAAACAAAACAAAAAAAAACAAAGGGGGGGGAAAUUGCUUUUUUCUUUCCCUUUUAUUAUUUUUUUUUUUUUUGGGACAUUGUUACUGUGAAAAAAAGCGAGCCAUGUAAAUAUCUCGUCUCUAAUCAAAGGCCUCCUGCCUCUAGGUGUUGCUGUUGCAUCUCAACCCAAUAAAGCUGACAGAGUUGAACUUGUA
This is a messenger RNA of Silurus meridionalis, 4153 nucleotides long. Its product is annotated as SLIT and NTRK-like protein 1. The record is from RefSeq and is a predicted model, not a curated record. Gene Ontology annotation, molecular function: protein binding. Gene Ontology annotation, biological process: positive regulation of synapse assembly; regulation of presynapse assembly; axonogenesis. Bases 864 to 2933 code for a protein of 689 amino acids. The transcript has 2 exons. Lineage: Eukaryota; Metazoa; Chordata; Actinopteri; Siluriformes; Siluridae. Gene Ontology annotation, cellular component: GABA-ergic synapse; glutamatergic synapse; postsynaptic density membrane.